AUGGCGCUCUCAAAAAUAGCUCUUCUUUCCACCUUGCUCGGUGCUGUUUCGAUGGUCACCGGGCACGGUUUUGUUUCUAGCAUUGUUGCCAACGGUCAGAACUAUACUGGCUAUAUCGUCAACUCCUACCCCUAUAUGUCUGACCCACCCGAAAGCGUCGGCUGGGCUACAACAGCCACAGACUUGGGGUUUGAAGACGGCACCCAAUACCAAGAUCCAAACAUCAUCUGCCACCGCAACGGCACUAAUGCCGCACUCUCUGCAACUGUCACUGCAGGCUCGGAUGUCGACAUCCAGUGGACCACGUGGCCUGACUCGCACCAUGGCCCGGUCAUCACAUACCUGGCUUCGUGCAAUGGGGACUGCAGCACUGUGGACAAGACUACCCUAGAGUUCUUCAAAAUUGAUGAAGUCGGCUUAAUUGAUGACACCGUUGUUCCGGGUACCUGGGGCACCGACCAGCUUAUUGCUGCCGGGAACCGCUGGACGGUUACUAUUCCUUCGAGCAUUGCGUCUGGAAACUACGUGAUGCGUCAUGAACUCAUCGCCCUGCACUCUGCUGGGCAACAGAACGGUGCUCAGAACUACCCACAAUGCUUGAAUUUAGAGGUCACUAGCAGUGGUAGUGACGUUCCAGCUGGAACUGCUGGCGAAGAGCUCUAUACUAAUACCGACCCGGGUAUCCUGAUCAACAUCUAUACUACGCUCACCGAGUAUAUUAUCCCUGGGCCCGCUCUGUACUCUGGUUAA
Molecule: messenger RNA, 750 nt
Organism: Penicillium macrosclerotiorum
Lineage: Eukaryota; Fungi; Ascomycota; Eurotiomycetes; Eurotiales; Aspergillaceae
Product: AA9 family lytic polysaccharide monooxygenase
Exons: 2
Coding region: 1-750 (249 amino acids)
Source: RefSeq, a predicted model, not a curated record